Carassius gibelio (silver crucian carp) is the source of this 2567-nucleotide messenger RNA. RefSeq names its product gastrula zinc finger protein XlCGF8.2DB. Bases 95 to 1090 code for a protein of 331 amino acids. The transcript is spliced from 3 exons. Lineage: Eukaryota; Metazoa; Chordata; Actinopteri; Cypriniformes; Cyprinidae. The record is from RefSeq and is a predicted model, not a curated record. Gene Ontology annotation, cellular component: nucleus.
GACGUCUUAAGGAUGCCCCACGCUGGGAUUUGGCUGAAGAAAGAAAAAACUCCAGAUGAAGCGACUGGGAUUCAUGUGACAUACCAUUAUCAAGAUGGCAUUUAUUAAAGAGGAAAGUAAAGACAUGAGAAUUGAAGAAACAUUCAGAGUCAAACAAGAAGUGACUGAGGAACAAACAGACCCAAUGCAGCUGAAAGAGGAGUGUGAAGUACUGAGUGAAAUGGAAGUGAAAGAACAGAAUGAGAAACAUCAUGAUUUCAUAACUGGAGAAAAAAUCAGUUGCCCACAGACUGAAAAGACUUCCUCACAACAAAGAGCUCAAAAUACUGAAAUUCGAAAUUAUUUAUCCUGCUUUCAGUGUGGAAAGAUUUUCAGUCAACAUGGAAACCUUAAGACCCACAUGAGAACUCACACUGGAGAGAAGCCUUACUCCUGCCAGCAGUGUGGAAAGAGUUUCACUCAAAAAGGUAACCUUAAGACCCACAUGAAGACUCACACAGAAGUCAGCUCUUUUAUCUGUCAUCAGUGUGGAAAACAUUUUAACAAAAAAGCAAACCUUCAAGUCCACAUGAGAGUUCACUCUGAAAAGACGUUUUUCAUCUGCCCUCAGUGUGGAAAACAAUUUAACAGAAUAGGAAACCUUAAUUCCCACAUGAGAAUUCACACUGGAGAAAAGCCUUACACAUGCCCUAAAUGUGGAUUAAGCUUCACUCAAAUAGGAAACCUUAACAGGCACAUGAGUAUUCAUACUGGAAUGAACCCUUUCAACUGCAAACUGUGUGGAAAAUAUUUUGUCCAAAAAGAGAGCCUUAAAAGCCACAUGAGAAUUCACACCGGAGAGAAGCCUUACACCUGCAAACAAUGUGGAAAGAGCUUUACACACAAACCAGCUCUCAAUGCCCACAUGCGAAUUCACACCGGAGAGAAGCCUUACUCUUGCAAGGAAUGUGGAAAGAGUUUCAAUCAAAAACAAAACCUUAGAGUCCACAUGAGAAUUCACAACGGAGAAGUCCCUUUUUCCUGCCAACAGUGUGGACAGUGUUUCACUCAAAAAGGAAACCUUAACCCCUUUGCGUGCAAACAUCGCUGACGGCCCCAGUUUAUUAUUGUUUCACUUUCACAGCACAUUAAACAUCACUGUCUUACUUCAUCUGGACAAACUGUGCAUCAAUGGAAAGUUUAAAGACUCAAGCUUCGAUAUUUGACCAAUAUUUUGAUAAAACAUUGUUGCAGUGACAGAUAUUUAGUGAUUUAUGUCAGGAGUGCAAAAUAAUAAAUCCGUAUUAUGCCACAUUUUGAAUAGAAAUUCACAACUCACUCAUAUUCAGUCACGUCAAGAGCGGUUUAUUUGUGUUCACAUAGACUCACUGAACAGCGUCAAUAAGGAUUUACAGACCAAAGAUGCAUAUCUGCGGAGAUAUAUGGAUAUAUUUACUGAUGUUUACUUCAUAUUUCUUCAGACAGAAUCGUCAUUUCUAUUCAUUUUCCACGGAUUUACGCGAUCAGAUGAUAAACAGCCUCUCCCAGCGAUCUCUGUGUGCGUGCAGUAGUCACAGCUCGUGCGGUGUGUGACUCAGACUCUGAUUGGGUCUUUCAAACAUCAAUCUUAGAGUUUCAUAUCUGGACACCGCCCCAUCGUGUCACAUGCUUCCUGCACACUUCCUGGUAGUUAUCUUGCCAAAACAACACUGAAACACCUCUGUACACACAAAAUAUCCGAAUAAUAAACCCGCGAUUACGAUAGUAAAGCUUGGUAUGAGAAUUUCUUGAGAUCUGGGGCGUUUUUAUAAAAAAAAUCGAAAAUGUACAUCGGAAAUGCUAACUUGUGCAGCGAUGAAAAAGGCAACAAAUAACAUAUUUUUACAACAGUAAACGACCAAAUUCCACCCCUGAUCGCUAAAGGAAGUUAUUAUAAACACUCGAUCGGGGUUUAAAGUGAGUUUUGAGUAAAAGUGUACUAAUAAUUUCAUAAAUUGUCAGAUGUAGCUUGAUGCUAACGUUAGCACCAAUGCUACUAAUAGCAGGUGCUUUUCUUCUUCAUAAUGCAUUUUUGUCUCAAUAAUUCACGUAAGGUCGUAAGAAAAUGUUUUGUUGUAUUUUUAUAGUAAGACUUUUGAUAAAUAAGGGCUAAAUGCAAAGAGAGACUGAAGUGAGAUCGCUGCUUUGUUGCUUUGUAAAGCCUGAAAAACCACAAUCAAGGCUAAUAAAGGUGGAAUAAAAACAAAAGAAUAAUGAUAAAAGAAUAAUGCGGAUAAUGUGUCAUAUUUGGCGGAGGUGUGAAAGAACCGUUUGGUGAGAACAAUACAAUCAUGAUUCGGGCAGUUUUCUACAGUGAAACAUACACAAAGAGCACAGGAAAGUUUACAUGUGAGAUCUUACAGAGAUGACAAGGGCCAUAAAUCAAUCUGAUUAGCCUUCUCUAAAAACACACAUGACAUGGCCUUAGAAAAUAUUUCAUAAAAUUCACAGUUUUACAGAUUCGAUUAUGAAAUUUUUUAUGAAGUCUUGGAAGACUUGUGGCCUUAGCUACACUGUGUUUUCAAACUCAUUUCCUACAUCAACAUUUU